Messenger RNA from Cajanus cajan (pigeon pea), 1737 nucleotides. RefSeq names its product RNA-binding protein (gene LARP6C). The record is from RefSeq and is a predicted model, not a curated record. NCBI's taxonomy places the organism in Eukaryota, Viridiplantae, Streptophyta, Magnoliopsida, Fabales, Fabaceae. Gene Ontology annotation, cellular component: nucleus; ribonucleoprotein complex. Gene Ontology annotation, molecular function: RNA binding. Gene Ontology annotation, biological process: RNA processing.
GCACACGUGUGUAGGAAAGAGGUUCCCGUCUUUGCGCGCGAAACGUGGAUUCAAUAUCGCAACAAAGAAAAAACAGUUAUAGCCUGAGGGAACACAACACUCCGUUUCACAACCACAUAUACCACAAUCUCAGAUAGAGAGAAUCAACAGAAGAAGGAGAAGAAGAACAAUGGCGCAGGCACAACCUGAAGAGAAGAUCCACGAGAACCCUGAAAAGGACACUACUGCCCAUGAAACAGGCAAUUCCAGCUUCAAAUUCAAUGCCCAAGCGCCUGAAUUUGUGCCAAGAUCGCAUACCCAGAUGCCAAUUUCUGGUUAUUUCUACCCCUGCUUCCAGAUUCUUGGUGGCUCUGGCGAAUCUGAUUGGUUCUUUGUUGGGGACCAAGACCCUGCUUGUUUGAUCCCCAGUACCAAUGUUGCGUUACCCAAUUGCUCCAAGAACAUUCUUACCCCUGAUCUUCAACAAAAGAUUGUCAAACAGGUGGAGUAUCAGUUCAGUGACAUGAGUUUAUUGGCAAAUGAAUCUUUCCAGAAACAGAUGAAUAAAGAUCCUGAAGGUUUUGUUCCAAUAACCGUAAUUGCUUCUACCAAAAAAGUUAAAUCCCUCGUUAGUAACAUUCAUCUGCUUACCCAAGCUAUCCGUUCAUCUUCAAAACUUGUUUUGAGCGCCGAUAGCAAGAAGGUUAAACGUAAACAUCCUUUCACUGAAAAGGAAAAAGAGGACUUGCAGUCUCGCACUGUUGUGGCAGAGAAUUUACCUGAUGAUCAUUCCCAUCAGAAUCUUCAGAAAAUAUUUUCUACAGUUGGGAGCGUAAAAACAAUCAGAAUAUGCCAUCCCCAGGAGUCUAAUUCUUCUCGCCCAAAAUCUGAUUUCUUCGUUAGUAACAAGCUCCAUGCACUUAUUGAGUAUGAGACAUCAGAUAUAGCUGACAAAGCUGUUGAGAAGUUAAAUGAUGAAAGGAAUUGGAGGAAAGGGAUGCGAGUAAGGCUGCUUCUUAGAUGCUCGCCUAAAUCUGUUCUGAAGUGUAGAAAGUCGGAAUUUGAUGGCUAUCUGGAAGAAGAGGAGAUUCUAAAUUCUGAAACUGCUGAGGAUUCUUCUCACUCAAACAAUGCUGACUUGUUUGACUCAAAUGUUGAUGAAAAUUCAAUAGGAUCUAAGAAAGGAUGGGCUAGAGGACGGGGAAAGGGCAGAGGACGCACUCAAGGACGUGGCCUGCUUGCCCCACCAUCUCAAUCAAGCAGCACUGUCUUGUGUGAUGUUCAUACUAAACCCAAUACUAAGGGCCCAAGAAUGCCAGAUGGGACAAGAGGCUUCACCAUGGGACGUGGCAAGCCAAUGAGUCCUUCUGCUCUAGUCACUUCACCUCAACCUCAAGAGUGAUGGGUAUUUCUGAAGUUUUUCCCUUUGCUAUAUAGUGAACUUUAGGAGAGAUUUCUCUGUAUUUCUUCACCACAGUAUUCCAAAAGCAGCAAAAGUGUUUUAGAAGACCCUAUUAUGUGGGCUACACGGGUAGUCCCAAUUUUUUUUAGAUUUCAGUUUAGUAAUAAUUCAUGAUGUAUAGUUUUUAUAUGGUAUGGCCACCCUUGUGACAGUGACCACAAAGCUCCUGAAUCCUGCUUUCUUAGAUUUCAAUUUAGUGAGGGAACAUAUUGUUUUUUAUUGUCGGAAAUAAGUGCUUAUUGCUAUUGUACACUAAAAUGUUUUUGAGAUUGAAUAAGAGGUAUUUUCUAUUUUUA